AUGUAUGCCGUUAAAAGAGAAAAUAAAUUUAAGGAAACUGAAUUGUCAGAAUGGUCACUUCAACCUGAAGCCUUACAAAUAGAAUUUGAAUAUAGCGCAUGGAAGAACUUUGUUGAAAAUAUUGCUAAUAACUCUCAUCUAUAUAAUGAUUCUUUAUCGCGAAAGGCUCAAGAAAUGGUAUCUUCGUUUGAGGCGAGCCUUGAUCCUAUAGAUUUUGGUAGGAUUCAGUCUAUUGCUGAACACAUUUGGGUGGUCCCUAAGCUAGGCCAAAUGAUGGAUCCCUGA
This is a messenger RNA of Funneliformis caledonium, 285 nucleotides long. Lineage: Eukaryota; Fungi; Glomeromycota; Glomeromycetes; Glomerales; Glomeraceae. The record is from the annotation of a GenBank genome assembly.